Messenger RNA from Paraglomus occultum, 1617 nucleotides. The record is from the annotation of a GenBank genome assembly. NCBI's taxonomy places the organism in Eukaryota, Fungi, Glomeromycota, Glomeromycetes, Paraglomerales, Paraglomeraceae.
AUGCGCUUCCAUAUCUUAGGGACACAAGGCAUCGGCUUCUUGAUCGCCCACAUUCUGAAACGCAACAAUCAUGACGUAACUCUUUUGCUUCGUGAUCGCUUGUCCCUCGCAAACUUUAUGCGGAAGGAUCGAAUGAUUACAGUACAUUAUCAAAACGAUGCGGUUGAAACAUCGAAUGGAUAUCAACUGGAAGUGCCGGGAAUGGGAGUCAAUGGAGCUCGAGACGUGGGAUCAAAUGUAUUGGCUCAUCCUCUAACAAAUGGAGGUAACCGAGAAUAUGGGCUUGGAGGAAAUAUUGUGAAGAAUGCCGAUCCUGUUACAGAAGGACAUUACCAUUUCCCCUCAAAUUCGUUAAAUCCUUCUCUUCGUUCCUUCUCUUAUUCACCUUUUCUUUCUCCUAACGUCACCCCAAUAUCGUCCUUAAUAAUUGCCACGUCUCUACCGGACUUUUUUUCUGCAUUUUCCCGGAUUUUUCCUCGUAUCCUCCCCACAUCCACCAUUAUCAUAUUUCACCACGGAACAUUAGGCAUUUACGAAGACUUGAUACAGACAUACUUUCGCGAACCUUCCGUACGUCCAAACAUAGUCCUUGCGGACGCUACACAUAGAUGUUAUACACGUGGACAAUUUGAGGUUAUGAUAGAAAGAUUGGGAAGGGUAUAUUUUGGAAUUGUGCCCGGAGAAGAUGGGAGAGAGGUUAGGGUUAGGAGUAUGACUAACCAACGAAACGAGAAGAACGGAGUGGAACCUGAUGGGUUUGACUCGGAGAAAGAGAAAAGUAACCCAGAGAACAAUAAUAUAAACUCCAAAAAUGAUACUAUAAACUCAUUCUCAACCACGCAGUCAUCGCUCCACUCUACCAUAUCCAUUCUUACAUCUCUUCCACUUCUCUCUUUUACGCGCCUCUUUUACCCAGUCGUUAUCGAUCAUUUACUCGAAAAACUUCUCCUAAACGCGUGUCUUGCGCCAAUCUCCACGCUUUUCAACGUGAAGUACGGGAGCUUAUUGUAUAAUAUGCCAGCAAAUAGAGUAUUGAAAAAGGUUGUGAAUGAAGCAUCGGCCGUAGUACGGGCUUAUCGUGGUUUUGUGAUUGGAGGGUUUUUGGAAGCAGAGCGAAAAGUAAGAGAAGCAAAUAUGGCAGGGAAAGAAACGAGUGACACGGACAAGGAAUUCGGUAGCGAUGCUGUUGUUCAUGAAGAGUCAGCUCAAGCUGUAUCUUGCGACGAACCUUUAAAACUUGGCGAUUCACGCUCAUCCUCUCCGAAACCGCAAUUCACAUCGUCAACUACUCAUUCCUCUCGGCCAUCCCAAUUUUCGGUUUCACCAUUCCUUCUGCUUCCGUUGACCAAUCGCUUUGGUCCCGACCGUAUUCUUGAUGCUGUUUUUCAAAUAUGCAACACUCAUCCGCACAUCUCGUCACCCAUGUCUUCCGCGAUACUCUCCUGUCAGCUAACUGAUAUAGAUUAUGUGAAUGGAUUCAUUGUGAAAUCAGGUCGCAUGUGUGGCUUGAGUACGCCGGUGAAUGAAUUUUUGGUUGAUGCGAUUAAGAUGAAACACAGGAUUAUGUGCAGGAAUCGUGAGACGGGGAGAAAGGUUAGAAAUGAGUUUAAAGGAUAA